Lepus europaeus (European hare) is the source of this 561-nucleotide messenger RNA. It is a transcript of the gene LCN9, whose product is annotated as lipocalin 9. Gene Ontology annotation, molecular function: small molecule binding. Lineage: Eukaryota; Metazoa; Chordata; Mammalia; Lagomorpha; Leporidae. The record is from RefSeq and is a predicted model, not a curated record. The transcript is spliced from 6 exons. Bases 1 to 561 code for a protein of 186 amino acids.
AUGGCGCUGCUCCUGCUGGGCCUGGGGCUGGGGCUGGGCUGGGGGCCCAGCUUCACGUCUGCACAGAUCCUGAACCCACAGGCCAUCGUGCAGAGGAACUACAACAUGGCCAGGGUGGCGGGGACCUGGUACUCCAUCUCCAUGGCCUCGGACAACCUGACCUGGGUGCAGGAGCACGGGGACCUGCGCCUGUUUGUGCGACGGAUCGAGCACCUGGGCAAUGGCAGCCUCAAGUUCAACUUCCGCUUCAGGGUGCAGGGCGAGUGCGUGAUCGUGGCCGUGGUCUUCGAGAGAACCGAGAAGAACGGCGAGUUCUCCAUCGCCUACCAGGGCCAAAACAAGCUGCAGGUGGUGGAGACGGACUACAGGCUGUUCAUCAUCUUCUACCUGCACAACACCCAGGCCGAGAGGCAGACCCAGGUGCUGGCGCUCUACGGGCGCAACCCAGAGAUGAGCCCCGCCUUCCUGAACAGGUUUGAACAAGCCUGCAGGAGGUACGGGCUGAGCUCCCGGGCCAUCAUCCACCUGACCAGCCAAGAUCGAUGCUUCUACAAUCGGUAG